AGCACCCUGGAAACACCAGGCCCCAGGGAUUCGCCCUAGCUACAACCUUCCCUUGGUCGACCGGCAUAUAUGGUGCCAGAAAUUUGAAGCGCCCGUGAUCAAACCCCUGCUUUUCUGUGUAGAUAUCGCACACGCGCGUUGACUUGGUUCAGCAUACUACAUCCUCCUAUCACAACCCGAUCAAGUCAAGCCGUACGGGUAUCUAGCAGCAUUGCGCAGAAGAAUCACAUCAUGUCGUUAUCCCAACACGCGCGCCCCGUUGGGGACCCUCCAGCUGCCGUUAUACCCCAGCUGCCGGCGCCGAAGACGAGGAAAAGCUUGCUCGUGCCAGCGGAUAUAUCGAGGUCUACAUCACCGUCCAACCUACCCUCAAAAAUGAGAACCCCAUCAAGCCCCAGACCCUCGCUCAGCAAGUCCCCGCUGUCCAAUUCAGCUUCCAACCUCGGCUCUCCGAGGUCAAUAUCCGGCGGUCGAACUCCCAGUAGUCCGGAAAAAUCUUUGCGCAGGACAGUCAGUAUCGCGGCUUUCCCGCAACCACCAAAGGGCGGAAGCCGCCCCUCCACUUCGUCUUCGGUUUCGGGAAUUCAGAACGGUCACUCCACUGGAAGUGUCAAGGCCAAGAGAGAUUCGAGGGUCAGCGUUCGAACGACCAGCAGCCACCGGAGCUCGAAAACACCAUCACUAUUGAACGGGGCGGGCGAAGGCAAGUCGAUACUGAGUUCGGAGGCGCGAGAGCAAGAGGGGUCACCCUCCCAAAGUCGAAACUCAUCUGCACAAGGGUCCUAUUCCACCAGUGCAACCACAUUCGAUGACGUGGAUGAUGCAACGGGUCACUCAAAAUCUGGUUCUAAGUCUAAGGAGGCAAAGGGCAAUGUGAUCGUGAGCGUCCGUGUUAGGCCUGAACCGGGCGGAGCUGAAACCCCCAGGGCUAAUGGCGACUGGAUGGUGGAUGGACGACGGGGCCUCAUCUCUGGCGGGGGCAAAGAGGGCGGUGAUUAUACCUAUGAUAAUGUUUUCUCGACACAGGAGCACAACGCAAAGGUUUACGAUUCCGCUGCAAAGCGCCUUGUAAGACGAGUAAUGGAAGGAUACCAUGGGACGGUCUUCGCCUACGGAAUGACCGGUACUGGUAAAACCUUUUCAAUGCAAGGGACUGCAACAUCGCCUGGCGUUAUACCGUUGGCGAUAACCGACAUAUUCUCUUUCAUUCGCGAAACGCCACAUCGAGAGUUUCUCCUUCGUGUCAGCUAUCUGGAAAUCUACAACGAGAAGAUUCACGACUUGCUUUCUCUUUCUAGCGGGGGGGCCACCGCCCAGCAAGAGGAAAUCAAACUACGCGAGGACAGCAAACGGGGAGUGUAUGCGACACCCUUGCGAGAAGAAAUCGUCCAGAGUCCGACACAACUUCUUCGAGUCAUUGCAAGGGGUGACCACGCCCGAAGAACAGGCAGUACACAGUUUAAUGCUCGCAGUUCUCGAAGUCACGCAGUCGUCCAAAUUGUCGUGGAAAGCAGAGAGCGAGCUCCUGCGGGAGGUGCUCAUGACAGACGGUCAGGCAUAGCCCCUGGCGGAGUGCGUGUGUCGACACUUAGCUUGAUUGACUUGGCUGGCUCUGAGCGCGCUGCAGACGAUAAAGAACGGCGUACGGAAGGUGCACAUAUCAACAAGAGCUUGCUCACUCUAGGCACAAUCAUAUCAAGACUGUCGGAGACCAAAGAUAAAUCAGGUGAUGGUGAUGGCAGGCACUUACCAUUCCGAGACAGCAAACUGACACGACUUCUCCAACCUGCGUUGUCUGGAAACUCGCUUGUCAGUAUACUUUGUACCAUUCAACUAGGCGGGGCGACCAAUUCCCAUUCCAGUGAAACUAUGAACACACUGAAAUUUGCCUCUCGCGCCAAGAAUAGUAUUGUCAGUCAUGCUAAACGGGCGGAGGAGGCUUUUGGGGGUGGUGGCGGAGAUGCAGGGAGUCGCGUUCUCCUGGAACGCUAUCGGAUGGAGAUCCAAGCUCUUCGCGGCCAACUCGAGAAUCAGACCAAAGAACAGGCGGAAAAUACUCUGAAAAUUGAAGAAGAACAGUUUGAAAAGGAAACCCAGGCUCGCCACGAGGAACAAAUGCUAGAGAUGCAGUUGGCUCGGACAGCAUUAAAGGAACGAAUCGAACACCUCAACCGUCUGAUCCUCUGUUCCAAGUCAACCGGCGUGAAUAGCCAUGGAAGCAUGUCCGUUCUUGGCCGGUUCUCGCGAUUGUCUACAACGGAUCUCGGAUCUCGGUCUUUGCGCUCCUCAGCCAGUCAGUCAACCUUAGCGGCGUAUGGGCACACGCUUAGUCGACCUGUUUCUUUCCUCUCCGCGCAUAGCAACGAACCAUCCGGCACUUUACCUGGCUCGUUCGGCAAUGAAGACGAGGACGACGUCAUGGGUGAGUUCGCGGACGGCAAUGCCAGCACCCAAGCACAGAUCACGGCCCUCCAGGCUGAUCUUACCGACAAAAACCGAUAUAUCUCCACGUUGGAAAGGCGCUUGCUACAAGCAAGGCGGUCCAGCCAAUCUCGGAUGUCAGUGGGGGCAAAGUCUGGAAACAGCGUCUCGGAAAGCCCCGAUGCCACGGCUCUGCUUCGUGAGAAAGACAUGGAAAUAAAUGAACUUCGCCAGCAACUUGAUGAUAAAGACCGAAUGCUCGCCGCAUUUCGUUCAGCCGCCCGACAUCGAGAUCUGGCACACAUCACCACUGACACUCGUCCUCUGAGUACCAAUGACAAGCCAGAUAUCAAUAUAGGUGGCCAUCCACUAAAGGCUGACUCCGAUGGCGAUCUUGCGUCCAAAGGAGGGGAAGCAGAGGAGAAGCGAAGGAGAAGCAUGGACGAUGUAUCACGUAUUUUGGACGAAAUGAUUCAUGACCGCGUGAAGAGCGGACAUCUAGUGAAGGGCGCUCGUGGGAGUGUACGCAUUCCUACCGAAAGCCGACGCGCGUCCGAAUCCAUGAUGAACGUCCAAGGUUUGAACCCAGGCAGCUCCCCUCAAAUACAGUCACAGACGGAGACGGACCAGACAUCGGCAUAAAUAUGCCCUUGACAAGAUUGUCUUUGUUUCGAGCAUGAUUUUAUUGCGUCAUUCCGGGCCAUGUAACCAUGCCCUUUUUUAUAUUUCCAUCCGACUUUUCCAUUCUUGUUUUCUCGCAUGUAUGCAAUUUGCUUCUCAAGUUCGUCAGAUACCCAGGAUACUUGUUUUCGUUGUUGUAUAAUUCAAAACAUUCGUGUCCCGGCUCAGCCAGAACAUAACAUGUCAAUUCUUCAAUCCUUCUCUGUUUUAAGACUGGUUUUUCCUUCGUUCUUCAAGGUAAAGAGGGUCAUGCAUU
Messenger RNA from Aspergillus candidus, 3358 nucleotides. RefSeq names its product putative kinesin family protein (KipA). The transcript has 3 exons. Gene Ontology annotation, biological process: microtubule-based movement. The record is from RefSeq and is a predicted model, not a curated record. NCBI's taxonomy places the organism in Eukaryota, Fungi, Ascomycota, Eurotiomycetes, Eurotiales, Aspergillaceae. Gene Ontology annotation, molecular function: microtubule motor activity; microtubule binding; ATP binding. Bases 232 to 3063 code for a protein of 943 amino acids.